Molecule: messenger RNA, 1375 nt
Organism: Lepidothrix coronata (blue-crowned manakin)
Lineage: Eukaryota; Metazoa; Chordata; Aves; Passeriformes; Pipridae
Gene: TRHR
Product: thyrotropin releasing hormone receptor
Exons: 3
Coding region: 162-1346 (394 amino acids)
Biological process (GO): phospholipase C-activating G protein-coupled receptor signaling pathway
Cellular component (GO): membrane
Molecular function (GO): thyrotropin-releasing hormone receptor activity
Source: RefSeq, a predicted model, not a curated record
GGGGAGUGGAGGAUGACACAGGAAUGGGACUGUGACUACAUGGAGAAUGUGCUUUGGAGCUGCAGAUCACCCACACUCUGCUCCACUCACCCUUUUGCAUGACCAUGGAGAACAGGUGCUGAGAUCGAGUGCUGGGCAGAAGCAGCAGUGGGCUGGUGAAGAUGGAGAAUGGCACAGGGGACAAGCAGAACCAAACUGUGCUGCCACUAUCAAGCCAGGAGAUCAUUACAGUUGAAUACCAAGUGGUUACCAUCCUUUUGGUUCUCCUUAUCUGUGGACUGGGCAUUGUGGGCAACAUCAUGGUGGUUUUGGUGGUCCUCAGAACCAAGCACAUGAGAACUCCCACUAACUGCUACCUGGUGAGUCUGGCUGUGGCAGAUCUCAUGGUGCUUGUGGCUGCAGGACUACCCAAUAUCACAGAAAGCCUGUAUAGAUCCUGGGUGUAUGGCUACGUGGGGUGUCUCUGCAUCACUUAUUUCCAGUAUCUAGGCAUCAAUGCUUCUUCUUUUUCCAUUGCUGCCUUCACCAUUGAGAGAUACAUAGCCAUCUGCCACCCAAUCAAAGCCCAAUUCCUGUGCACUUUUUCAAGAGCCAAAAAGAUCAUUAUUUUUGUCUGGGCUUUCACCUCCAUAUACUGUAUGCUCUGGUUUUUCUUGCUGGACAUUAAUACGGUAGCCUACAAAGAGACUACUGUUGUGUCCUGUGGCUACAAGGUGUCCAGGAGCUAUUACUCUCCUAUCUACAUGAUGGACUUUGGUAUAUUUUAUGUUGUGCCAAUGGUAUUGGCAACUGUGCUCUAUGGCCUGAUUGCUAGAAUACUGUUCCUGAACCCCAUGCCUUCGGACCCAAAAGAAAACUCUAAGACAUGGAGGAAUGAUGUGGUUCACCAAAGCAAGCCUGUGAAUUCCAAGAUGACUAACAGAAGUUUCAAUAGCACUAUUGCUUCUCGAAGGCAGGUUACCAAGAUGCUGGCUGUGGUUGUGAUCCUAUUUGCAUUCCUAUGGAUGCCCUACCGCACACUAGUUGUGGUCAAUUCCUUUCUCUCCAGGCCUUUCCAAGAAAACUGGUUCCUGCUAUUUUGCAGAAUCUGUAUUUAUUUAAAUAGUGCCAUCAAUCCUGUAAUUUACAAUCUCAUGUCCCAGAAAUUCAGAGCAGCCUUCAGGAAACUCUGCAACUACCAGCAGAAACAGAAGAAGCCUGCCAGUUACAGUGUCGCCCUAAAUUAUAACGUCAUCAAAGAUUCGGAUCACUUCAGCACUGAGCUGGAAGAUAUUACUGUUACCAAUACCUACUUGGCCUCUGCAAAAUUGUCCCUUGGUGAUACAUGUUUGUCAUCUGAGGCCUGAGGCACACCUUCUUCUGUUGUACACAGCCA